Molecule: messenger RNA, 1703 nt
Organism: Saccoglossus kowalevskii
Lineage: Eukaryota; Metazoa; Hemichordata; Enteropneusta; Harrimaniidae
Biological process (GO): regulation of transcription by RNA polymerase II
Cellular component (GO): nucleus
Molecular function (GO): DNA-binding transcription factor activity, RNA polymerase II-specific; sequence-specific DNA binding
Source: RefSeq, a predicted model, not a curated record
CAGAUUGAGCCGUCCACAGUAAUGCCAAUCUAUAGGUGAUAUCAACUCAACUGUCUAGAUAACGUGUAGUGAGUAGUGACAUUUCGUAUCCAUACCAAGAGUACAAUCAAAUCAAUAUGUUGAAACGUAAACAUUCCGACUGUAGUCCAACAAGAUCAGAUGACACGCCGGAGACCACACCAUCAUCAGAGUUUGAAGAAUCCAGUUGUGACAGUAUGUGUGGUAGCGGAGCUUCAGGAAGUACAGAACCAACUGUGAAGAAAAAGAAGAAAAAUGUGCAAUUCAACGGUGUUACAGUAUUUUAUUUUCGAAGGUCUCAAGGCUUCACGUGUGUACCCAGUCAAGGCGGCUCCACCCUUGGUAUGGCCAAUAGUCAUGACAAUAUCUUCCACUUCAGUCUAAAUGAAUUUGCUAUGGAACAGGAGCGUGUACACAAGGAGAUGCUGAAAGAUCAAAUUAGACAACGAAGACGACAACAAGCUUUAAAAUUCCGUAAUGGGGAAACAUCACUUGAUGAGGAGGAGGAAGACGAUGACGAAGACAGCAAUACAGAGGAAGAGAUUGAUAAACUUAAUAUUAAUGACUAUUACUUCCUACAACCUGUGCCAACCAAAAAGCGGAGAAUUCUCCUCCGAUCAGCCGGUGUGAAGAAAAUAGACAGUACUGAAAAACGAGACUGUAAGCUCAUACGUAUAUCUCGUGAGGUUUGUGGGUGUGAUUGUAAGGUGUACUGUGAUCCCGAAACGUGUGCGUGUAGUCUUGCUAAUAUCAAGUGUCAAGUGGACCGUUUAUCGUUUCCUUGCGGCUGCAGUAAAGAUGGUUGCGGUAAUCUGCAAGGACGAAUUGAGUUCAACCCAGUGCGGGUUCGGACGCACUUUAUCCAUACGCUAAUGAGGCUUGAUAUGGAGAGCAAUCAGAAUGAUCUGACUUGUUCCAUCUGUCUCGAGUUCUACAAAGAACCUAAAGUCCUACCAUGUCUUCAUACAUUCUGUGAGCAAUGUCUGGUGGAUUUUAAGGCCAAAUCUGGGGGUGUUUUGAGCUGUGCAACAUGCAGAGUUCCUUGUGACAUUCCCAUCCAGGAUCUAAAGUUCAACUUCAGUAUGACAGAAAUACUACAUGCAUUCCAGAAAAAAAAGGAGUUAAUAGCCGACCAUUCGCUAAUGUGUGAGACAUGUGAAAAGAGACCAGCAACUCAUAGGUGCAUAAAUUGCCCACAGUUUUGUUGUGAUGUAUGUGUUAAAGCUCAUACAGCUCUCCAAAUGCACAAAGUGCUCACCAUUGAUAAGUACAGAGAGACAGAAUCAAAAGAUCAACAGUUGGUACGUUCAGGAACUGUCUGCAAUGAACAUGAAGCAAACACAUUAAAGUUUUACUGUGACACUUGUCAGAUACCUAUAUGCUAUGACUGUACGGUAGUAAAACACAGAGCUCCUGAACACGUCCACAUGGACUUGCAGGAGGUGGUAGAGAAAUAUAAAAUUCAGCUAAGAGAACAGUUGUGGCAGAUGAAAGACAAAGAAUUGGAACUUGAGUGGAGGAUCAAAACUGCCAAAGGCACGAAAGACGAAAUCAAAAGACAGAGCAAGACAGAAAAAACUAAAGUUAUGAGAAGAGUGGAAUUUAUGAUAGCCACAUUAAGGAGAGAAGAAGGACGACUCUUGCUACUUUGGAUGAAAGUUUCAGAAAAGAUCUGGAAGUUGUAG